CUCUUUCUUUCAUUUCUUUAGUGGGAGACAUCCCUCUUUGAAAUAGUGUUCUCAUUCAUCUCCUGAAGCAUCCGAAUCUGGCUUUUUGGUUUCCAGAGCCAUGGCAACAGAAGAGAAAAAACCUGAUGCGGAAUCCACCAAAGCACAAUCUACUCCUUCCUCCUCAACCAAUCAAAGCAAGCCUGCCCCUGUAAAACCAAACUACGCCUUGAAGUUCACAUUGGCAGGACACACAAAAGCUGUCUCAUCAGUAAAAUUCAGCCCCAAUGGGGAGUGGCUGGCCAGUUCUUCUGCUGAUAAGCUUAUUAAAAUUUGGGGAGCUUAUGAUGGCAAAUUUGAGAAAACGAUAUCUGGCCACAAACUGGGAAUCUCUGAUGUUGCUUGGUCAUCAGAUUCCAACCUUCUUGUCUCUGCAUCUGAUGAUAAAACUCUAAAAAUUUGGGAUGUGAGCUCGGGCAAAUGCUUAAAGACACUGAAGGGGCACAGCAACUAUGUCUUCUGCUGCAAUUUCAACCCCCAGUCGAACCUCAUUGUCUCCGGCUCGUUUGACGAAAGCGUGAGGAUAUGGGAUGUGAAGACGGGGAAAUGCCUCAAAACGCUGCCUGCGCAUUCGGACCCUGUUUCAGCUGUACAUUUCAACCGCGAUGGUUCUCUGAUUGUGUCCAGCAGCUAUGACGGCCUCUGUCGGAUCUGGGAUACAGCUUCCGGCCAGUGUUUGAAAACGCUGAUUGAUGAUGACAAUCCUCCUGUGUCUUUUGUAAAAUUUUCUCCUAAUGGCAAAUACAUUCUAGCAGCAACUCUGGACAACACUCUCAAGCUUUGGGACUACAGCAAAGGAAAGUGCCUAAAAACAUAUACUGGCCACAAGAAUGAGAAAUACUGCAUAUUUGCCAACUUCUCCGUUACUGGCGGAAAGUGGAUCGUGUCUGGGUCAGAAGACAACCUGGUUUACAUCUGGAACCUCCAAACGAAAGAGAUUGUACAGAAGCUGCAAGGACACACAGAUGUUGUGAUCUCGACAGCCUGCCACCCAACAGAGAACAUCAUUGCCUCAGCGGCCCUAGAAAACGACAAAACAAUUAAACUUUGGAAGAGUGACUGUUAAGCGCUUUUGACAUCACUUGAGAGACUGCGGGGGAGUGUGGAAAUUGGGGGGGGGCAUAUUUUGUGUUUGUGUUUUUUUUAAAAAAAAAGCCACGUGAGAACAUUUCGACCCCAUUUGACAAGAAACCUGCAGCAGCCUUCCAGAGUUUGCUCUCGCCCUUGGCCCUGGUCUUCCUCCUCUGGGGGUCAGAGGGGGCCUGUCUCCUCGGCUGCCUUGCCUGCCACAGGGUGGGGGCGGGGGUUCCUUCCAGGGCACAUCUCCCUUCCACUGGGACCCCCAGAGUUUAACUGCUCAGAGGAAGGGGGCUGCCCCUCUGCUUGUUUCUCAUCUCUGGCACAUCAUGAACUUGGAAAUAAUCCAGAUCUCUUUAUUUUUUUGUUUACAGAAAGUAGGCCUUGGUCAGUCUCAUUUUAGAUAGGGGAGUUAUGUGAGUUAAGAUGCCUCAUACUUUAAAAACAUAUUUUUAACAUGACCAAAUGAGAGUGCUUUGUGGUUUGGCUGUUGCUUUCCCUCUUUGGUUCACCUUCUUGCCCCAGCCUGGGGCUUGUGCUGCUUCCCUUUCCUGGGGUGCCGAGAGAUGCUCCUGCAGCGAGUCUUUCAGGAUUCUUCUCCUUUCAUUGUUCAAAAACCCACAGCCCUGGCUUGUAGUUAUUGUACCUUUUUUACUUUUUAAACUCAUUCUGGCAAAUUUCAGAAUAUUUGUACAGUUACUUCAAUGUAAAAAAAAAGCAAAACCCUAAAGUUUUUUUAUCUUGAAAACUUCAUUGUAAAAACUUGUAUUUGCUAAUGGUAUGACUGUAUCUUUUGUGCCAUUGGUAUUCCUCUCCCUCCUCCCCCCCCUUGGUAUCUUACACAUCAGUACUGGUUACCAUGUGCCAUAAUAAAAGGUGGGAUUUUAUGUGGAUAGCCAGAA
Heteronotia binoei (common prickly gecko) is the source of this 2018-nucleotide messenger RNA. It is a transcript of the gene WDR5, whose product is annotated as WD repeat domain 5. The record is from RefSeq and is a predicted model, not a curated record. Lineage: Eukaryota; Metazoa; Chordata; Lepidosauria; Squamata; Gekkonidae. The transcript is spliced from 13 exons. Bases 101 to 1105 code for a protein of 334 amino acids. Gene Ontology annotation, cellular component: Set1C/COMPASS complex. Gene Ontology annotation, molecular function: histone binding.